GCUUAAUUAAUAAUGUACACGUCAAAAAAAAGAUGCCUGAACAAGAAAAUUAUUUCAACAUAGAGAAUAUGUGACGGCAUGAUGUUUACCAAUCCAUUGGUAGGUACAUAUAUACUUUUUUUUUUGCUUCAACUAUUAUAAAAUGACAUAUUAAUAUAUUUAAAUUAUUAAUUACAAAGGCAUAAGUCACGCACUCUAUAUAAACACAUCGAUUCAGGACAUCAAUCUCAUCAUCCGAUACCUUCAAACACAAACUUCUCGUUUCUCAAAACAUUUGGUCUUAAAAUGGCUUUUCGAGUUUAUAUUACUACCUUUGUGUUCUUAUGCAUUUUCGUGGUAUCUACCGUUUCGGGUUACAACUCGAAAGAUGUGAAAGCGUGGUGUAGCCAAACCCCAAAUCCAAAACCCUGCGAGUAUUUCUUAACCCACAACUCAGGCCAAAAACCCAUAAAAUCUGAAUCCGAGUUCCUCAAAAUCUCAAUGAAACUCGCUUUGGACAGAGCCAUCCUCGCCAAAACCCACGCGUCUACGCUAGGACCAAAGUGCGGCGACGCACGCCAAAAAGCUGCUUGGGAAGAUUGUCUCAAGCUCUACGACUUCACUGUCUCUAAAAUCAACGAGACAAUGGACCCAAACGUGAAGUGCUCGAAGACCGAUGCGCAAACAUGGCUCAGCACAGCUCUAACCAAUCUCGACACUUGUCGAGCCGGGUUCUUAGAGCUCGGUGUUACCGAUAUCGUUCUUCCUUUGAUGUCAAACAACGUCUCGAAUCUGAUAUGCAAUACGCUCGCCAUUAACAAAGUUCCUUUCAAUUAUACCCCACCCGAGAAAGACGGGUUCCCUUCGUGGGUCAAACCCGGUGACCGGAAGCUUUUGCAGAGCUCCACACCAAAAGAUAACGCGGUGGUGGCUAAAGACGGGUCUGGUAAUUUCAAGACGAUUAAAGAAGCGAUUAACGCUGCUUCAGGGAGUGGUAGGUUCGUAAUAUAUGUGAAGCAAGGCGUUUACAGUGAGAAUCUUGAGAUUCGAAAAAAGAACGUUAUGUUGAGAGGAGAUGGUAAAGGAAAAACAAUUAUCACCGGAAGCAGAAGUGUUGGAGGAGGAACGACCACGUUUAAUUCAGCUACUGUCGCGGCGGUCGGAGACGGGUUUAUAGCAACUGGAAUAACGUUUAGAAACACGGCGGGUGCAAGCAACGGACAAGCGGUAGCUCUAAGAUCCGGGUCGGAUCUAUCCGUUUUCUAUCAGUGUAGUUUUGAAGGUUACCAAGAUACACUCUACGUUCAUUCCAACCGCCAAUUUUACCGUGAUUGCGACGUUUAUGGAACCGUCGAUUUCAUCUUCGGAAACGCAGCCGCCGUUCUCCAAAAUUGUAACAUCUUCGCACGCCGUCCCCGUAGUCGCACCAAUACCAUCACCGCCCAAGGAAGAUCCGACCCGAAUCAAAACACGGGUAUUAUUAUCCACAACUCUCGGGUCACUGCUGCUUCGGAUCUCCGACCCGUUUUGGGAUCCACCAAGACUUAUUUGGGUCGCCCCUGGAGACAAUAUUCAAGGACGGUUUUUAUGAAGACUUCUCUCGAUAGUCUGAUUGAUCCACGUGGAUGGCUUGAAUGGAGUGGUAAUUUCGCUUUAAACACUUUGUUUUAUGCCGAGUUUCAGAAUACGGGUCCAGGUGCUUCAACUUCGGGUCGGGUCACAUGGCGUGGGUUUCGGGUCCUUCGUUCUGCCUCAGAGGCUUCCAAGUUUACCGUUGGUAGUUUCAUUGCCGGUAGCUCUUGGAUUCCAUCAAACGUACCGUUUACCUCUGGUCUCUGAAAUAUAGCUUAUUGGUUCAAAUAUUAUAUAUAUGGUUUAUGAUGCAAAGUUGUAUAUAUACGACGCAAUUGAUUAGUCUGCUAUAAAGAAUAAAUAUUGCUUUUUUACAAUGUAAACUUCGGAAAUUCUUGUAUAAUUAUAGAGUAUAGCUCCAUGUAAUUCAUCUCUGUCCUAAAUAUGUUGUAUUCUGUCUUUCUGAAACAAAUUGAUCACAUAAUAAAAAAAAUUAAGGAAUCUUCAUUUUAUUUUAUUUUAUUUUUUGGUCAACAGGAAUCUUCAUUAAAAAGAUAUUAUAUAUGAAAAAUGUUCAACAGUUAAGAAAAAAAAGAGAAAUGGGCUUUAAUAAACAGAUUCAAAUGACGCAGAAGCUAUGGACCACAAGAUAAGCUCAAGUCAGAAGUAAAAGAGAAAACGUGUGACCACACACAUGCGAUGAUGCACAAGAAUGUUCC
Molecule: messenger RNA, 2270 nt
Organism: Thlaspi arvense
Lineage: Eukaryota; Viridiplantae; Streptophyta; Magnoliopsida; Brassicales; Brassicaceae
Source: the annotation of a GenBank genome assembly